Necator americanus (New World hookworm) is the source of this 684-nucleotide messenger RNA. RefSeq lists its product as uncharacterized. The record is from RefSeq and is a predicted model, not a curated record. The coding region runs from base 1 to 684 and encodes 227 amino acids. Lineage: Eukaryota; Metazoa; Nematoda; Chromadorea; Rhabditida; Ancylostomatidae. The transcript has a single exon.
AUGACAACCGAUGAGGCGAUCAAAUCUCAGGUUGCUCAAAACGUGUUUGACUCCGGUCCAAAUCGACAUAUAAUCGACGGUCCCAGACUGUGUACUCAUAGCGCAAGAACAGUGCCCACGGAUGCAGACCUAUAUGCCCUUCGCGGAGCUGCAGAGCGCAUCAAAUUCCACGUGAUUGCUCUGCAAGAGACCAAGAGCAGAAAGAGCGACGUACGAUAUAUGAUUGUGCACUCGUCAUUAAUCGAAUCUGCGUUGAGUUUCUUGUGCCCAUCUGCCGUCCAAUUUGCCGAUUCUCACAAGACCCUGCGACCUCAUCUGCAAAUACAAACUCUUGACGGAUUUUUCAAGGUAAAACUAGAAAAGGCUACAGAAGGGGUAUACAAUAUCGGAAAUUCUGGAGAGUUUCGAACCUUUUCCAUUCUUCACCUCCUGUGGGAAGCCCAACCGUCAACACUGGUGGAGCUCCACCACGGAUUCUCUCUUCGGAAGUGCGGGUCGAUCAAAAGCGUGAAACCUGUUAAAGCUCCAGGACCUAAUUUUAUAUCGGCAAACUUUCUUCGGCCUGGUGGCCAUCCGAUUCAUGUAACUCUAGCAGCGCACAUGACGUCCUAUCUUCAGAAAGAAAGGAUUGCAGACCAGUGGAAGACCUCGCGAACCGUUCUUAUCCAUAGGAAAGGUGACUGA